UAUGGAAACAUUACAGGAAGCCGCGAAGCAAAUAUUAUCUUAGUUUCUGUGACAAAAAUCGAGUACCAGUAUUGACUUUUCAUCACUGGUCAAAAACUAAAGAACGACGAAGGUGCGUUCCACCUUCUUUCCGUGUUCUCUUAAGGACAUUCAAUGGAGAAUGUGCCCUGCAAAUUUUGCUAUUCAGACAUCUCCGAAGAUGAUUUCUUCUUCUUCUUCUUCUUCUUCUUGGCAUUCCAUAUACGAUGUCUUUCCGAGCUUCAGUGGCGAAGAUGUCCGAAGAACCUUUCUGUCCCACGUUCACGAAGAGUUCGAACGGAAAGGAAUCUUUACGUUCAAGGACAAUGGAAUAGCGAGGAGUCGAUCCAUCGGCCCUGAACUUGAACGAGCCAUCCGAGAGUCGAGGAUUGCGAUCGUCGUUCUCUCCAGGAACUACGCUUCCUCGAGCUGGUGCUUGAACGAGCUGCUUCAGAUCAUGGAGCAGAGGAGAAGCGCUGGGCAGACGGUCAUGACAGUUUUCCACCAACUGGAUCCAUCUGAUGUAAGGAAGCAGAUCGGAGAAUUCGGAAAGGCUUUCAAGAAAACUUGUGUCGGCAAAUCAUCGGAGGAUAAGCAAAGAUGGAAGAAUGCUCUAACCGAGGUUUCCAACAUAGCCGGAGAGCAUUCAGAGAAAUGGGAUAGCGAAGCAGACAUGAUAAAAAAAAUCGCCACUGAUGUUUCGAAGCUGCUGAAUUCUACACUUUCGAGAGAUUUCGAAGACAUAAUCGGAAUCGAAUCUCAUAUGCAAAAGAUGAUUUCAUUGCUGGGUCUGGAAUCCAACGAAGUUAGAUUUGUGGGGAUAUGGGGACCUGCAGGCAUUGGUAAGACCACCAUCGCCAGAGCUUUAUUCAACCGAUUGUCUACCAGCUUUGGGCUUACUUAUUUCAUGCCAAACGUCAAGGGAACUUACAAGAGAACCAUGCUUGAUGAAUACGGCUCAAAACUAUAUCUACAGCAGCAUCUUCUUUCUGGAAUCUUUGACCAGAAGGAUCUGAGGAUACACCACUUAGGCGUAGCCCCGGAAAGGCUGAGGCGUCACAAAGUGUUUCUGGUUCUUGACGAUGUGGACAGAAGAGGGCAAUUAGAAGCAUUGGCCAAGAAUCCACAGUGGUUUGGCUCUGGCAGUAGGAUUAUCGUCACUACUGAAAACAAACAACUUUUAAGAGCUCAUUGGAUCAACCAUGUAUACCAAGUGCCUUUCCCGUCCAAUUCCGAAGCACUUCAGAUCUUUUCUCAGCAUGCGUUCGGACAAAGCUUUCCCCCAUCUGAAUUUUAUAACAUAGCUGUUCAAGUUACUCAACUUGCCGGUGAUCUUCCUCUGGGUCUUAGCGUCUUGGGUUCAUCUCUACGAGGAAGGUCACUGGAUGAGUGGAGUCACGCUUUGCACAGGCUCAGAAGCAGCCUCGACGGCGACAUCGAGGAAGUACUGAGAGUUGGGUUUGAUUGUUUAUCUGAUAAAGAUAAAUCCAUAUUCCUUCACAUUGCAUGCCUCUUCAACAAUAGACCUAUCGAUUUCAUAUUCGACAUGUUGGCAAACAGUGGCUUGGACGUCAAGUUCGGGCUUAACGUCCUGGCCGAGAGGUCCCUCAUACAAAUACACGAGGAUGGAUCCAUAACGAUGAAUAAGUUACUGCAACAAAUGGGUGAAGAAAUCGUUUACAGACAAUCAAGGGACGAUCCCGGGAAACGCCAGUUUCUAUUGGAUGCUACCGAUAUCUACGACGUACUUACCAAUGAAACGCAUGCAGAAUCUGUUUUAGGUAUAUUGCUAGACGUACAGAGCGUAGCUUAUAUAAGCGGCAAGGCGUUUGAAAGGAUACCAAAUGCGCAGUUCAUAUGUAUUGACGACGAUGAGUAUAGAGGGGAUUUGUAUGUAACCGAGGCCUUGAGCUAUCUGCCCAGCAAGCUGAGAUUGCUGGAGUGGACUGAUUGUCCCUUGGAAUCCCUGCCGCCGACGUUUUGCCCUGAAUUCCUUGUUAGAAUCGACCUGCCGCGCAGUAAUCUCGUGAGGCUGUGGGACGGAGUACAACCCCUUGGCAAUCUCAAGUACAUGAACUUGAGACGUUCUUCUAAACUAAGAGGAGUUCCGGACCUUUCAAGGGCGACGAAUCUCAAGACAUUGGUUCUUGCUUUCUGCAGAAGUUUAACCACGCUUCCCUCGUCUCUCUGGGGACUCUGCAAACUCGAGCUUCUGGACGUCCGUGGAUGCCCGAGGCUAUCGGAAAUUCCUGCCAACGCGAACCCAAACUCUCUCCGCAUCCUCGACACACUCGUACCUAUUGAAUUGUCUCUGUGUCCAGUUAACAAAAAGUUCUGAAAAGUAGGGGUUUAUCACCGCUUAUA
Messenger RNA from Tarenaya hassleriana, 2382 nucleotides. RefSeq names its product putative disease resistance protein At4g11170. Gene Ontology annotation, molecular function: ADP binding; ATP hydrolysis activity. Gene Ontology annotation, biological process: signal transduction; defense response. The record is from RefSeq and is a predicted model, not a curated record. NCBI's taxonomy places the organism in Eukaryota, Viridiplantae, Streptophyta, Magnoliopsida, Brassicales, Cleomaceae. The coding region runs from base 161 to 2356 and encodes 731 amino acids. The transcript is spliced from 4 exons.